AUGGCUUGGAGGUUGUUGCUUUCGUUCUUCCUUUCCUUGACCUGCGCCUUGCAAGUCUCUGCACAAACCGGUGCCAGCGCUACGAUUUCGACUCCUCCGCCGACUUCUUCUGUCCCAGCCGACAAUGGCACGACCGGCGGCGGCAGUACACCGACGGGUGGCUCGACGUCCGCUACCGACAGCGCGCCGGAUGUGUACUUGAAUGUGCCGAAGUUGCACGUUGGACGUAUCGAGCUUGACGUCGAGAACCUCAGCGCGGACAUCAACCUCAACGCCAACGUAGCGCAGCUCGUCAAGAUCAAUGCCGGAGUGCAGUUGGGCAUCUCAAAGGUUAACAUUACCAUUGCCGAUGUUGACGCUGAACUGGAUUUGAUCGUGCGACUCGGCAACCUCGUGGAGAUCGUCGGCAGGGUGUUCGAGUCGCUGGAUCUCAAUCCCCUCUUGAUCAACACCAUUAACGGCGUGACCGGGCUGCUUGAUGACGUGAUUGGAGAAGUGGAUGGAUUGCUUGGUUCCAUUACUCAAGGCGGGAAGACGUUGAGCUUCCUCGUCGAUAACCUCGGAAACAUCGUGCAAGAAGUCGGCGGCGUCAGCUCGAUUGUUGGCAACUAUGCUCAGAACAUGACUUUGGUGGCCGACUCGGCGAAGGACCUGGGCCAGGGUCUGACGCAGAAGACCUUCUCCUACGGUCCUCUUGACGCGCUCGUGAAUAUUGUGUUCAACAAGGCAGGCCAGAUCGUGCAGGCUGCGGUGGAGAAGACCGCGAAGGGCUCGAGCAGUGGUGGUGGAAGUGCAAGUGCCAGCGCUGUUCCGAGUUCUGCGGCUGCUAGUGCUUCUGCGGCGAGAUAG
Saxophila tyrrhenica is the source of this 849-nucleotide messenger RNA. RefSeq lists its product as uncharacterized. NCBI's taxonomy places the organism in Eukaryota, Fungi, Ascomycota, Dothideomycetes, Mycosphaerellales, Extremaceae. The coding region runs from base 1 to 849 and encodes 282 amino acids. The record is from RefSeq and is a predicted model, not a curated record. The transcript has 3 exons.